This is a messenger RNA of Brassica oleracea var. oleracea, 2093 nucleotides long. RefSeq names its product AP2-like ethylene-responsive transcription factor ANT. The record is from RefSeq and is a predicted model, not a curated record. Gene Ontology annotation, biological process: regulation of DNA-templated transcription. Bases 232 to 1899 code for a protein of 555 amino acids. NCBI's taxonomy places the organism in Eukaryota, Viridiplantae, Streptophyta, Magnoliopsida, Brassicales, Brassicaceae. The transcript has 8 exons. Gene Ontology annotation, molecular function: DNA binding; DNA-binding transcription factor activity.
GCGUUGCUCUUCGCUCCAUAUAAUAAUAGCCUCUCAUAAACCCUUAUCUUAAAUCCUAAAGCCCCUUCCUUCUUUUCACUUCUCCUCCGAAACAAAUAGAGAAUAAAGAUGUUGUGUUCGUUCUUUAGUCAAUGAUUGCGAGUUAACUCACCACUUCGAGAGAUUAAAAAAAUAGAGAGAGGACAAAGAUAUAUUGAAGAGAGAAUAGCAGCAAAAAAAAAUAAAAUAGAAAUGAAGUCUUUCUGUGAUAAUGAUGAUAGUAAUACGACUAAUUUGCUAGGGUUUUCGUUGUCUUCAAAUAUGUUGAAAAUGGGUGGUGGAGAAGCUCUUUACUCAUCUUCGUCUUCUUCAGCUGCAACUUCUUCUGUUCCACCACAGCUUGUUGUUGGCGACAACAGUAGCAACUAUGGAGUUUGCUACGGUUCUAACUCAGCAGCAAGGGAAAUUUAUUCUCAAAGGGAAAUGUAUUCUCAAAUGUCUGUGAUGCCACUCAGAUCUGACGGUUCUCUUUGCUUAAUGGAAGCUCUCAACAGAUCUUCUCACUCAAAUCAUCAUCACCACACUCAAGUUUCAUCUCCAAAGAUGGAAGAUUUCUUUGGGACCCAUCAUCACAACACAAGUCACAAAGAAGCCAUGGAUCUUAGCUUAGACAGUUUAUUCUACAACACCACUCAUUCGCCAAACAACAACACCAACUUUCAAGAGUUCUUUAGCUUCCCUCAAACAAGAAACCACCACGAGGAAGAAACAAGAAACUACGAGAAUGACCCUGGUUUGACACAUGGAGGACGGUCUUUUAAUGUAGGGGUAUAUGGUGAAUUUCAACAGUCACUGAGCUUGUCCAUGAGCCCUGGGUCACAAUCUAGCUGCAUCACUGCCUCUCACCACCACCAAAACCAAAACCAAACUCAAAACCACCAUCAGAUCUCUGAAGCUUUGGUCGAGACAAGUGCUGGAUUUGAGACAACAACAAUGGCUGCUGCUUCUAAGAAGAAGAGAGGACAAGAAGUGGUCGUUGGACAGAAACAGAUUGUUCACAGAAAAUCUAUUGAUACUUUUGGACAACGAACUUCGCAAUACCGAGGCGUUACAAGACAUAGAUGGACUGGUAGGUAUGAAGCUCAUCUAUGGGACAAUAGUUUCAAGAAGGAAGGUCAUAGCAGAAAAGGAAGACAAGUUUAUCUGGGGGGUUAUGAUAUGGAGGAGAAAGCUGCUCGAGCAUAUGAUCUUGCUGCACUCAAGUACUGGGGUCCCUCUACUCACACUAAUUUCUCUGUGGAGAAUUAUCAGAAAGAGAUUGAUGACAUGAAGAACAUGACUCGACAAGAAUAUGUUGCUCACUUGAGAAGAAAAAGCAGUGGUUUCUCUAGGGGUGCUUCCAUCUAUAGAGGAGUCACCAGACAUCACCAGCAUGGAAGGUGGCAAGCCCGGAUCGGUAGAGUCGCUGGAAACAAAGAUCUCUACCUUGGAACUUUCGGAACUCAAGAAGAAGCGGCGGAAGCCUAUGAUGUGGCAGCUAUCAAGUUCCGUGGCACAAACGCGGUGACUAACUUUGACAUAACAAGGUACGAUGUUGAUCGCAUAAUGGCUAGUAACACUCUCUUGUCUGGAGAGAUGGCUCGAAGGAACAGCAACAGCAUCGUGGUCCGCAACAUUAGCGACGAGGAAACCGCCUUAACCGCUGUCGUGGACGGUGGUUCUACUAAGGAAGUGGGUAGCCCGGAGAGGGUUUUGAGUUUUCCGACGAUAUUUGCGUUGCCUCAAGUUGGUCCGAAGAUGUUCGGAGCAAAUGUGGUUGGAAAUAUGAGUUCUUGGACCACGAACCCUAAUGCUGACCUCAAGACCGUUUCUCUUACUCUGCCGCAGAUGCCGGUUUUCGCUGCGUGGGCUGAUUCUUGAUCCAAUCUAAUGGCUAACUCUGGUUUUCUUGGUUUAGGGUCCAAGUGUGUAAGUUUAUCUCCGGGUUUAUCCGGUUUGAAUUAUUGUUCGGUUUAGUUUAUCGAUAUAAAUAGUCUGCUUAGGAGCGUUAUAUGUUUCUUUUGAGUUGUAUUCAUGUGAAACAGAAUGAAUCUCUCUAUAACAUAUGUUAUCAA